UCACUCCUUUCUGCUCCGGCGUCUAUAAAGUUUUGUGAAGGUGGUGACGCCAUUGCGGCAGUAGCACUGGUACUUGCUACUCUCACGAGCUGCGUGGGGACAUUGACCAGGACUCCUUCCGGAUCCUGAAAUAAGGCCACCGUUCGUUCCCCCUCCCCCUCCCUUCACUCUCUUCCCUUGCAUUUAGCCUAACCCUCCCACGCUUGUGGAGCCGUGGGCCAUUCCCAACCAUCGUUCCGGUGGUGGCCGGUAUUGGCCGAGACCCAUGGGCAUCCAGGUCGCGGCAGUGACGCCGCCGCCGUGCUCUUCCCCCUCCUCGUCCUCUCCAGCGUCGCCUUCGUCGUCUGCCAUUGCGACGUCGCCGCGGCCUGCCGUUCUUGGUGGCGGCUGUGUCAGGCUGGCGAUAAUCCAAUCGUCGUUGGCUUGCUGGAGCGCCGGUCUUGGCCGGCGGCGCGGGGGGCAACAAGCGAUCAGGCGCGCCCUCAGCGCUAGCAUCGACAGCGUCGGGAGCGACGGCGGGGAUGAUGAGGAGUUCUUGAAGAGGAUCCAGGAGCUCGCGGUGAGGCAGCACCCGGGCGUCGGCGGCUGCGGGUGGCCCGCGAGCGUGGAGCGGAGCGCGAGCAGCGUCGGGUUGCCGCUGUCACUGCGGAUGCUCAAGCGGAGGAAGCAGCAGCAACAGCUGGAGCGGGGGCGGUGGGACGAGCGGCUGGUCGACUGCGCCGGAGAGUCCGCGCGCGCCGCGGUGGGGCGCGCGUUCUCGUCGAUGGUGCUCAUCAUCCGGGAGCUGCAGAGCUUCACGCUGCAGAUGCGGGAGGUGCUCUUCUACGAGGACCUGCAGGUCGUCCUCGCGCGCGUCCACGCCGAGAUGCAUGCCUCUUUCGUCUGGCUCUUCCAGCACAUCUUCUCCGGCACCCCGGCCCUUAUGAUCUCCCUCAUGCUGCUCCUCGCCAAUUUCACCGUCUACUCGAUGGAAGACAGCGGCGCCUCGGCCGCUACCCUCCCACCUCCCCAGCCCGCCGUGGCGGCUGUCGCAAUGGUCGACACCCAGCAACCGGAGCAGUUCCAGCGGUUCGACACCGCCGAGCUCAAGACGUUUUCCAUUGGCCGAACGGCCUCUGUGGGCGGAAACAGCGGCGGCGGCGGCAAGGUGCGGCCGGUCGCCGGUGCCACCGGGGAUGGCAAGUCAGACGAGUCGUCGUACCAACAAAGCGGAGCAGUGUUGCCUCAGGACGUGUCCCCGGCAACGCCAUUGGGCGCGGGCUCAGAGGCGCCCGUGUCCGACUCAAUGGCCGUGGAGGAGACACAGACACAAGACGAGCUGGUCAUCUGGAAAAGGAUAUCCGACGAAGCCACCAGGAUGCAGGCGAGCGUCCGGGCCGAUGAGCUUAUGGACCCAGAAAUUCUGGGGCAGCUCGUUGCGCCGGUGGAGGCGCCUGAGCUGGAGACGGAAGAGUCGGCCGAUUACGCGGCCACGGCGCAGAGAUACGAGCAGGCCGUGUCCGAGGAGCCCAACAACUCACUUCUGCUGGCCAACUUCGCGCAGUUCCUGUACCUGGUGCAGCACGACCAUGACCGGGCGGAGCAUUUUUUCAAGAGGGCGGUGCGCGCGGAGCCCGCGGACGCGGAGGCGCUGGGGUGGUACGCGACGUUCCUGUGGAAGGCGCGCAACGACCUCACGGCCGCGGAGGAGACGUACCAGGAUGCCAUCGCCGCCGACCCCAGCAACUCGCACCACGCGGCAGCCUACGCGCACUUCCUGUGGAACACGGGCGGUGAGGACACAUGUUUCCCUCUCGACUGAUGCGUGCACCGCCGCCGUCCAGCAGCAGACCAUCUAUGCUUCCCAUAAAACCGAGACAAAAACAAAUGGAAAGAUCACUCCACUCCACUCCCCCCACAAUUCCACGCUCCUCUCACUGGAUGCGCUUGGGCGGCCACCCAGCAAACUAUCCUACAAGUGAAGCUGAAGCUGAUACACUUUACAUUUACUAGAAUCGCUCGUUUGCUUAGGCUUUGUUCUCUUCUUGUGGUUGCUCAUUUUGGGCAAGUAAUGGAGCAACGGCCGGGCCAAUGGAAACCCGCUGCUUGCUGCUGCUUCCCGUUCUGGAAACCUGGCGACUGCGAGUUGAGAGAGUGUUUGGCCGGGAACAGCAGUAUCGCGCGGUUGUGCUCGAGCUCGCGGCUCCACGGGGCUUGUCGGUUGCACCGGGGGCUUGAUGAGAUGCCGCUCUGUUCAGUGGAGCAGUUGAAGUAUAUACUAAUACUAUAGCAGCAAUUUGCUUCCUGUAUUUGUGCAGAUGAAUAGUCUGUAAGAAGCUCUUCAUUUUUUUCACCGGUGGCGUUUGGAUGAGCACUUGGAAUGGGAUAGGCAUAUAGGGUGGGAUAUAUUAGGGUGUGUAUUGAAUUGGGAUAUGACAAUUCGAUGCCAUUCUCUUGUUUGGCAUUCGUUGGAAUGGAAGUGGGGUAUGAAUCUGAGGUGUGGGUGACGUACCCUCCUUGGCAAUUUUUGAAAGC
This is a messenger RNA of Phragmites australis (common reed), 2514 nucleotides long. RefSeq lists its product as uncharacterized. Gene Ontology annotation, molecular function: protein binding. The record is from RefSeq and is a predicted model, not a curated record. The coding region runs from base 266 to 1801 and encodes 511 amino acids. The transcript has 2 exons. Lineage: Eukaryota; Viridiplantae; Streptophyta; Magnoliopsida; Poales; Poaceae.